AAGCACCGCCUCGUACUGCCCCUCAGCAACUGCUUACGGCACGGUUAUGAAAACUAAAGACGAGCUUUUGAUGCAGAUUAACAAUUCACAACAGAGAGAUUUAAUGAUGACAACAUCAUGGAGCGAUCGACUUCAGGACUAUGCAGAUCUCCCAGCAAACAUGGAUGGCCUGGCGAUGAAGAAAUACAGGAGAGAGGCCUAUCAUAGAGUGUUUGUGAACAGAAGUCUGGCCAUGGAAAAGAUUAAAUGCUUCGGCUUUGACAUGGACUACACUUUAGCAGUAUACAAGUCACCUGAAUACGAAUCGUUGGGCUUUGAUCUGACUGUGGAGCGGCUGGUCUCCAUUGGCUACCCGCAGGAACUGCUCGGAUUUGUUUACGACCCCACUUUCCCUACAAGAGGUCUGGUGUUUGACACCAUGUAUGGCAACCUCCUGAAGGUAGAUGCUUAUGGAAACAUCCUGGUCUGUGUCCACGGAUUUAACUUCCUGCGAGGCCCUGACACCCGAGAGCUCUAUCCCAACAAGUUUAUCCAGCGUGAUGACACAGAACGCUUCUACAUCCUCAACACACUCUUUAACCUUCCAGAAACAUACCUUUUAGCCUGCCUGGUUGACUUCUUCUCAAACUGUGACCGUUAUUCAAGCUGUGAAAAGGGCUUUAAGGAUGGAGACCUCUUCAUGUCCUUCAAGAGCAUGUUCCAAGAUGUCCGAGAUGCUGUAGACUGGGUACAUUUCAAGGGAACAUUGAAAAAGAAAACAGUGGAAAACCUGGAGAAGUAUGUUGUGAAAGAUGCCAAGUUGCCAUUGCUGCUGAGCCGCAUGAAUGAAGUCGCUAAAGUUUUCUUAGCCACCAACAGUGACUACAAAUACACAGAUAAAAUUAUGACGUACUUGUUUGACUUCCCCCAUGGCCCAAAGCAUGGCACUUCACACCGUCCAUGGCAAUCAUACUUCGACCUCAUCCUAGUAGAUGCCCGAAAGCCUUUAUUUUUUGGAGAGGGAACUGUUCUAAGACAGGUGGAUACGACUACAGGCCGGCUGAAAAUAGGAACAUACACUGGACCUUUACAACAUGGCAUUGUUUACUCUGGAGGUUCUUCUGACAUUGUGUGUGACCUGCUUGGAGCAAAAGGGAAGGAUAUUGUGUACAUUGGGGAUCACAUUUUUGGAGAUAUUCUUAAGUCCAAGAAGCGUCAGGGUUGGCGGACGUUCCUGGUGAUUCCUGAAUUGGCUCAGGAGCUGCAUGUUUGGACAGACAAAAGCUCUCUGUUCGAGGAACUGCAGGGCUUGGACAUUUUCUUGGCAGAACUAUACAAGCAUUUGGACAGCAGCAGCAAUGAGAGGCCAGAUAUCAGUGCCAUCCAGAGAAGAGUGAAGGUAGACACACUAAAUCACACACUCGCAUUCCGAACAUUUCAGUUAUAUCUGAUUUUACUAGAUGUGAAACGGCUGAACUUUUAUCUUAGUUUUUUAUUUUGUUUUAUGAACAGCAUAUGUGACACGCCCUCAAGAAAUGUGUUUCCAGUAAAUAAGCUUGUAAUGGUAGCUUAUAAGUCUUGUAAAUGUAAUUCCAUGGUAAUCAACAGCCCACCACGUGUGUUGUCUAUAGAUAACAUUAAUAGGCUACUAGAUGUCAUCAACCUGCUCUACUACCCCUUCAGCUACCUGUUCAGAGCCGCUCACGUGCUGAUGCCCCAUGAGUCCACAGUGGAGCACACUCACGUAGACACAGAUACCGAGUCUCCUCUGGCCACACGCAACCGCCACUGUGUGGACUGCAAGGACAUCAACUGUAAAAGAAACCAGCUCACACGCUCCAUCAGCGAAAUCAAACCGCCCCACCUGUUCGCUCAGCCGCCGCAGGAAAUCACACACUGCCACGACGAAGAUGACGACGAAGAGGAGGAGGAAGAGGAGGAAGAGUAGAUGUUUUUGACCUAUCCUAGGGUAAAGAUCUGUAGGGUGAUGAUGAUAGAGUGAUGAGGUGGAUGGAUGAAGUAGACUAUAAUUGCCAAACCAAGCUCAAAAACUUACCAGACUUCAGUUCACCCAAACUGACAGUUUCCUCCAUUAAAGAUAACUAAUGCGUAAGUUAUGCAAAAAACAAAAAAAAUUGUUUUAUCAGUCACUAUAAAAGCACAUAAUGUCAUGUGAUAAACAUCCAAUGGAAACACAGUGGAAGGAAUACAUAUUUUACUGUGAACUGAUGGUAAAACUUAUGAGUUUACAUGCAUCAUACAGACAGCAUGCUGGCAAAGACUCAGAAAAUCCAAGCCUGUUAGGACAAGUGUUAAAGUUGGUUAUUGGAUCCAUACAGAUACACGUUAUAGUCAUAUUUUACUAUUGUUUAAUAGUUUUUAACAGUUUAGACAUAACUUUUUAAGUAGCCAGUCCAUUCAGUCAGAUUAGAUUAUUAAAACCUCGUGUGUUUUAAACCUUGUGUUUUAAAGCUGUGUAUGUUGGCAAGGUGUUUGUGUUGAAGUCCUGCGUGUGUUGAGAAUCUGAAUGAAGCACAGAAAACCGAAGCACGGUUCAUUGUGACGUGUGUAUGGAAGUGUAGCCAACACAAGAAUCCAGUUACUUGGCAACAGCAUGCAGCUGCUUUUUUUAAAGGUUUGUUGUUAACCUCUUGGUUUUCAUCUUUUUUAAUGCAGACAUUUUGGUUAGCGCUAAUGCUACAGAGUAGCAAACAGAUGCCUCGUGUAUUAGGGUGCAAAAUGAGAGACAUCAUAUCAGUACCUGCUCUAAUUUCGGCAACAAUGUCACAUUGAACAAUGAC
Messenger RNA from Sinocyclocheilus rhinocerous, 2780 nucleotides. RefSeq names its product cytosolic purine 5'-nucleotidase-like. Gene Ontology annotation, molecular function: 5'-nucleotidase activity. Bases 47 to 1927 code for a protein of 626 amino acids. The record is from RefSeq and is a predicted model, not a curated record. The transcript is spliced from 18 exons. NCBI's taxonomy places the organism in Eukaryota, Metazoa, Chordata, Actinopteri, Cypriniformes, Cyprinidae.